Molecule: messenger RNA, 1923 nt
Organism: Ostreococcus tauri
Lineage: Eukaryota; Viridiplantae; Chlorophyta; Mamiellophyceae; Mamiellales; Bathycoccaceae
Product: Protein kinase-like domain
Exons: 1
Coding region: 1-1923 (640 amino acids)
Biological process (GO): protein phosphorylation
Molecular function (GO): protein kinase activity; ATP binding
Source: RefSeq, a predicted model, not a curated record
AUGCGCGUCUCGAUCGACGCCUCGACGUCCUCGAGCGCGGCGACACACCGCGGACUCGGCGCGUCGUCGUCGCGGGCGUCGUCGUCGUCGCGCGCGCGUCCGGGCCGCCGCGCCGCCGCUCUGAGACGAGUUUCAGUGAACGAUGAACGUGAUUCGUCGAGAAGACGCGCGACGCGGGUGAGCGCGACGGCGCGGCCGACGCCCGACGCGGCGAACGUGGAGGAGCUGGCGAUGCAGAGCGGCGCGUGCGCGAUCGCGCCCAAGUAUUCUCCGGGAGAGAUUCGACGACGGGCGCUGCGAGACCCGUUGGAGGCGACGAAGACGGCGCUGCGGUGCGCAGAGAUUUUGAUGAACGCGGCGACGUUCACGAGCGGUCUGGCGCUCGAUGCGUUUUACGAGCAGGAAAAGGUGGUGAGUCGAAGCGAGCAACUGCGGGUGCAAUUGGCCAAUUUGGGGCCGAGUUUUGUAAAAGCGGGACAAGUGUUGGCGAAUCGUCCGGACAUUGUGCGAAGCGAUUACAUGGAGGAGUUGUGCAAGCUUCAGGAUGACGUGCCGGCGUUCGAUAACGCGACAGCAUUUGCCAUAAUCGAGAACGAGCUUGGACAACCGAUCGACGCAGUGUUCUCAAAGAUCUCGAAGGAUCCAAUCGCCGCAGCGUCGCUCGGGCAGGUAUACCGUGCGACGCUACGAGAAAGCGGCGAGGAAGUCGCGGUCAAGGUGCAGCGACCGGGGAUCGAGCCGAUUAUUUUCAGAGAUUUGCUACUCUUCAGGACCCUGGCGUUUUUCGUCAACGGAUACUCCAUCCGCGCCCUCGGGUGUAACGCGCAGCUCAUCGUGGACGAGUUCGGCGAAAAACUCCUGGAAGAGCUCGAUUACGUGCAAGAGGGACGAAACCUGAGCGACUUUUACGAAAACUUCAAGAAUGACCCCAUCGUAAAGAUUCCCAAGUUUUACAAGGAUUUCUCCGGAGCCAAAGUGCUCACGAUGGAAUGGAUCGACGGCAUUCGAUGUACCGACCCACGCGGUAUCGUUGCCGCGGGCAUCGACGUUGAGCAGUUCAUCAAGGUUGGCGUCGUGAGUGGACUGAGACAGUUAUUGGAGUUCGGCCUGUUCCACGGCGAUCCGCACCCGGGUAAUAUCUUCGCCAUGCGCGAUGGACGAAUCGCGUACGUGGAUUUCGGGAAUGUCGCGCAGCUGACGCAAACGAACAAGGAGGUGCUCAUCGACGCAGUGGUGCACGCAGUGAACGAAGACUACGAUGCGAUGGCGGGAGACUUUAUUCGUCUCGGGUUUUUGUCCCCGGGAACAGACGUCCGACCCAUCGUUCCCGCUCUUGAAAACAUCUGGCAAGACGCACGAACGGCGUCGUUGGCAAACUUCAACUUCCGCACCGUGACGUCGAGCUUCAAUAAGCUGGUGUACCAGUACCCGAUUCGCAUCCCAGAGCGGUUCUCACUCGUCAUCAGAUCGCUUCUCACACAGGAAGGUAUCUGCCUGACGCUGAAUCCGGAAUUCAAGUUCCUCGAGGUUGCGUACCCGUAUGUCGCCAAGCGUUUGCUGACGGACAGAGAUGUCUCUCUGCGCGAGCGCCUGAUCCAGGUGCUCUUCAAGCAGGACAAGUUCCAGUGGCGACGCCUGGAGAACUUGAUCGAUCUCGCGCGCGACGGCGGUGGUAACCUUGAUCUCACUGACACUGUCACCGAUGGCGCGAGACUGCUCAUCACGGACGCCAAGUUGCGCACGCAGCUCCUCCUUGCGCUCACGGAGGAUGAUCGAUUGCAAGUUGAGGAGGUCUCCCGUCUCCUCGCGGCGCUGCGAAGCGAGAUCGAUGUGCAAAAAAUCGUGUCCUCCUCGAUUGGCGACGGCCCGAAUAUCGCUCGAAAACUCGCGCUCAGCUGGUCUAGUAGAGUACUCGCGGAGUGA